GUACAUGCUUAUAUUAUCAGUCACCUGAAGAAAGAGAUGCCGGCCAUGUUUGGAAAAGAUGCAAAGAAGAAGGAGCUUAUUGCCAGACUGCCUGAAAUCUUUACGGAAAUUCAGAGAGAACAUCAGAUUUCCCCCGGGGACUUUCCUGAAGUCAAACGAAUGCAGCAACAACUAGAGUUGUAUGACUUUUCGAAGUUUCACGCUAUGAAGCCCAAGUUAAUUGAGUCCGUAGACAACAUGCUAGCCAAUAAAAUAGCGCCACUGAUGAAUCUGAUUCGCGAGGAAGAGAGCAGUAUGCCACCACAGAUGGUGCAUGGCGGAGCUUUUGAGGGCACCAAUGAAGGUCCCUUUAACCAAGGUUAUGGAGAAGGAGCUGGUGAGGGUGCUGGAGAAGAAGAAUGGGUGGUGGCCAGAGACAAACCUGUUUAUGAUGAAAUCUUUUAUACCCUCUCACCGAUAAAUGGGAAGGUCUCCGGAAUUAAUGCCAAGAAAGAGAUGGUGAGCUCAAAAUUGCCAAAUAGCGUUCUGGGAAAAAUCUGGAAGUUGGCUGAUAAUGAUCAGGACGGAAUGUUGGAUGAAGAGGAAUUCGCCUUGGCAAAGCAUCUUAUUAAAAUUAAGCUGGAGGGCUUUGAGUUGCCCAACGACCUACCCCCUCACCUCAUACCUCCAUCUCAGAGAAAGCCAGUCCACAACUCUGAGUGAAGAAGAAUCAUAACUUUCUGAGAGCUGGAGAACUCGACAAUCUAGAGAAGAGUUUUAGAGUAUUUUACACCCUGU
Molecule: messenger RNA, 777 nt
Organism: Nanorana parkeri
Lineage: Eukaryota; Metazoa; Chordata; Amphibia; Anura; Dicroglossidae
Gene: EHD4
Product: EH domain containing 4
Exons: 2
Biological process (GO): endocytosis; endosomal transport
Cellular component (GO): plasma membrane; cytoplasm
Molecular function (GO): protein binding; calcium ion binding
Source: RefSeq, a predicted model, not a curated record